This is a messenger RNA of Egretta garzetta (little egret), 412 nucleotides long. It is a transcript of the gene RPL38, whose product is annotated as ribosomal protein L38. Gene Ontology annotation, biological process: translation; protein-RNA complex assembly. Gene Ontology annotation, cellular component: cytosolic large ribosomal subunit; ribosome. The coding region runs from base 1 to 360 and encodes 119 amino acids. Gene Ontology annotation, molecular function: structural constituent of ribosome. The transcript is spliced from 3 exons. Lineage: Eukaryota; Metazoa; Chordata; Aves; Pelecaniformes; Ardeidae. The record is from RefSeq and is a predicted model, not a curated record.
AUGCCGGUGACCGAUGUGCCGGUGACCAAUGUGCCGGUGACCGAUGUGCCGAAAAAGAAUAACUUGGUUUGGGUUGGUUCUUUGGGUGUUUUUUUUUUUUUAAGCGCCGGUGGGGCAGGCAGGGCUGGAAUCCUCCUGCCAGCUCGGCAAGAAGGGGAGGCAUUGGGGCGGGCUCGCCGCCGUCCUGCUGACCUCUUCCUUAAUCCCGCAGCCGUCAAGAUCAAGAAGAACAAGGACAAUGUCAAGUUCAAGGAGAGCUGCAGCCGGUACCUCUACACCCUGGUCAUCACCGACAAGGAGAAGGCGGAGAAGCUGAAGCAGUCGCUGCCCCCAGGUCUGGCCGUGAAGGAGCUGAAAUGAGCCGUUCGUUGGGUACAAUAAAUAAAAACCUCAACUCUUUCCACCCCCCUCA